Molecule: messenger RNA, 1872 nt
Organism: Dermacentor andersoni
Lineage: Eukaryota; Metazoa; Arthropoda; Arachnida; Ixodida; Ixodidae
Source: RefSeq, a predicted model, not a curated record
AUGGAGUUUCGCUCGCCAAGCGAGCGACCGCCACCCGUGCGCCACCGGCGCCACACCAGCUUGAGCCGUGCGACGCUCGGCCCAGCCUCCCUCGACGAGCUACGCGCCUUUGAAGAACUUCAUGUACGGGCUACUCGUAUGCUGGGCGAAUGGCUCCGUCAACGACCCAACACCACCGCUGGUCCACGCGUGGUUCCCUCACGGCCCGAGGACGCCCCACGAGACCCCACGACACCAUCAGCCCCCGAAGUGCCCUUGGUGCCUCCCGCGGACGGCUCUCCAGCAAGCGAGGAGCCCCACGUUUCGGUCCCGCUGCCUUCCUCUGACGACGAGGAUAUGGACUUGACCAGCUCCCGAAAACGCGCUCGCGAAACGGAGAGCGACGACGAUGAGGACGCCAUGCGUCGACAGCAGCCGCUGAGGGCCCGGAGCCCCUGCGGUUACCCUGCGGAAAGCGCGGGCGCCAUCUCUCGGCACCCCGCCGAGUUAGACGCCGCCUCCUUCGAGCUCCCUCCGAGCGAGGGCGCGCCCGACUCCUCCCUCGGAGCGUCGUCUGCUCCGGAGGGCGGCGCGCGCCCGGCAGCGUCGUCUGCUAGCGAGCCAGCUGGGAACCAAAGCGCCACCGACGCUAUGGAGCUGGCGGACGAAGCUCCCGCUGGUGCCUCACAGCAGAACCGCGAACACCCGGCGGCGCAAUUCCUCAAGGGCCCGCCACGCCAGCCUGCCUCGCGGCCGAAGCCCAAGGGGAAGAACCAGCAGCGCAAGCACAGGAAAGAACCUGCUGCUGUAUCACCUUCGCCAGCUGUUCCUGCGGGCGACUCGCUGCGCUCACCGGCCACUCCCAACAUGCCUGUGGCGGCACUGCAGAGUGCGGCGCCACCUGCCCGCCAGCUGAACGCAGACGGCUUCACCCUGGUGCGGUCGAGGGGCGAUCGGCGGCGUGCCCAGGCACUCGAGACUGUAGCGAUCCCGGUGGACCCUGCGGUCAUCGGUACGGUGCUUUUCCGUCCCUCGGCGCCCGGCGGAGCCUUCAAGGGAGCCCCGCGCCUCGAACUCGCGGCGACCCUCUCAUCGCGGGCUGGUGUUGCUGCGGUGCGCGUCAACCACAGGCGCAGCAUCGUGGCCGCGGACACCACCACCCGGGAGUGCCAGGAGGAGCUGCUGGCGAUUACCGAGCUUCGUGGAAUCUCGGUGACUGCCAGACUGCCGGCCGUGCGCGGCCAGAGCACCGGGUACCUGCACGGGGUGGACGGGUUACCUGCGGAUGCUGACCUGCUGGGAGCCAUGGUGUCGAGCGUUCCUGUGCUGUCGGCGACGCGCGACGGGAGCACCGUGACCAUCCGGUUCGCGGGACCGGUUCCCCCAGAACGCCUGAGCCUUUUCAAGCUUGGCUUCAGGGUGAGGCCGGCCAGGCACCGCCCGGUGCAGUGCCGCCAGUGCGGCCGCUUCAGGCACGUGCUGGAAUCCUGCAGCUGGCCGUCCGACUGCAUUUCCUGCGGCAAGAGCCAUGCGAAGGGCGCCUCCUGCCAGAUGGUUCGCUGCAGGAACUGCGGCGGCCCCCACAGGGCCGACACUCCCGCCUGCCCCAAAUGGCAAGAAGAACGCCAGGUGGCCACCAUUAUGGCUUCAUCCACCGCAGCACUAUCGAGGCGUGCCGUCCGGGAGGAGCAGCAGCCAUCAACCUCGGCGCGGUCGUAUGCGAGCGCGCUGAAGGGCCCCAGUCCCGCUCCCAAGCGUCCAGUACCAGCCCCUCGAGCCCCCCGCCGCCAGGAGACACAGAAUCCUGCCCCCCCCUGGCCAGACUACAGUGGAUCAGCUGGUAGCAAACCUGCUGGUCACCAUGCAAGCAGUCGGCGCCAUGCUACCAGCUGA